UUUUGGUUCCUCUUCGGGUCUGAUCAGACGCAGGACGACGCAGAAUGGACCACAUCCGCCUCUUCUUUUUGAACGUAUUUCUUUUUUGCACCUGCUCGGCUUCACCCCCGAAUUUCGUCCUGCUUUUCGCAGAUGAUUUAGGUUUCGGGGACUUGGGUUGUUAUGGACACCCCAGUUCACUCACUCCAAAUCUGGAUCGCCUGGCAGCGGGAGGACUCCGGUUUACAGAUUUCUACUGCACCAGCCCCGUCUGCAGCCCGUCCAGGGCAUCGUUGUUGACAGGGCGCUAUCAGACCCGCUCAGGUAUCUACCCAGGAGUGCUGUACCCAGGCUCUAUAGGAGGUCUUCCCCUGAACGAGACCACCAUAGCUGAAGUGUUGAAACCUCUUGGCUAUGCCAGUGCUGCUAUAGGGAAGUGGCACUUAGGAGUUGGAGCCAAUGGCAUGUUUCUUCCAACCAAGCAGGGGUUCGACCAGUACCUGGGGAUCCCCUACUCCCACGACAUGGGACCCUGUAGGAACCUGACUUGUUUCCCUCCAGAUGUUAAGUGUUUUGGAUUGUGUGAUGUUGGCACUGUAACUGUCCCACUAAUGCACAAUGACAUCAUCAAGCAGCAACCAGUUGACUUCCUCGAUCUGGAAAGGGCUUACAGUGACUUUGCCACCAAAUUCAUUACCACAUCAGCCAAGAAAAACCAACCUUUCUUCCUCUAUUAUCCUUCACAUCACACCCACUACCCCCAGUAUGCAGGUCCAGGGGCAGGGGAAUCUUUGCGGGGCCCAUUUGGAGAUGCUCUGUUGGAGUUCGACAACACAAUAGGAAACCUGCUGACAACCUUGGAGAAGACUGGAGUGAUCAACAACACCCUGGUCUUCUUCACUUCAGACAAUGGCCCUGAACUGAUGCGAAUGUCUCGUGGAGGUAACUCUGGCCCCCUGAAAUGUGGGAAAGGCACCACAUAUGAGGGGGGCAUGAGAGAGCCAGCCAUUGCCUUCUGGCCAGGGAUCAUCAAGCCAGGUGUGACUCAUGAGAUGGCCAGCAUUCUAGAUAUCCUCCCUACUAUCGCAAGUCUGGCAGGAGCCACACUACCCCAGGUGAUGCUGGAUGGUGUCGAUAUGAAGGAAAUCCUUGUCAACCAAGGAAAGGGUAAAAGGGAGACAAUGGUGUUCUACCCCACAGAUCCCAGUGAGAUGUAUGGUUUGUUUGCUCUCAGGCUGGGGAAGUACAAGGCCCACUUCUAUACACGAGGUGCUACCCACAGCGGUACCAUCCCAGACCAAGACUGCUCAGUAUUUGCAGUCCUCAAGGCCCAUGAUCCCCCUCUUAUUUUCGACUUGGAGGCUGACCCCUCUGAGAACUACCCUCUCAUCCUGAAGGGAAAACCCGACCUCCAAGCCCUGCUGGAGAAGAUCAAGAAGGUCAAGGAGCAGUUUGAAGCCUCUAUGGUGUUUGGAGAGAGCCAGAUAUCAAAAGGAAUAGACCCGAACCUUGAGCCUUGCUGCAAUCCUCAGUGCAGCCCAAAGCCUGGCUGCUGCCACUGUUGA
Micropterus salmoides (largemouth bass) is the source of this 1544-nucleotide messenger RNA. It is a transcript of the gene arsa, whose product is annotated as arylsulfatase A. Gene Ontology annotation, molecular function: arylsulfatase activity. The record is from RefSeq and is a predicted model, not a curated record. Lineage: Eukaryota; Metazoa; Chordata; Actinopteri; Centrarchiformes; Centrarchidae.